AUGACGGAUUUCCCGAGCGCAAACGUUGACGAGCACAUGACUCCCGAUGGGAAGAUUCGAGUUGAAGAUCCCGCAGAGUUCUUGAAACGACAACCCAAGAAAAGCAUCCUGAAGAUGAAGCAGGAGGUUUCGUUGGAUGGCAAAGAAGGGCGGGCACAUUUCGAUGAGAUGAACAUUUUGGCCACUUAUCAUCCUACGGAUAAAGACUAUGGAAAUAUGAAGAUCGAUGAGCCUAAAACCCCGUACAAUUACUCUGAUUGUGAAUCGGAAGGUGACGACGCAUCUUCUGCCCAAGCUAGUCGCCCCCGUCGGGUAUCACUUGGGGGUGCUGUAGACCCAGAGGAGGUGGCGGAAGGUCUUCACAAUGUUACAGGCAGUGGAUCUGUCAAAUCAAUUGGAUCUGGUACAGAUAGCGAUGAUGAUGAAACUCAUCUUACUCCAGAACAGAUAGCACAUAAGCGGGAAUUUGAGAAGAAAAGAAGGAUGCACUACAACGAGGGUGCAGCGCUAAAGGCGAUGAAAGCACAAUUGGAGGAUGAAGACAUGGAAUAG
This is a messenger RNA of Cooperia oncophora, 552 nucleotides long. NCBI's taxonomy places the organism in Eukaryota, Metazoa, Nematoda, Chromadorea, Rhabditida, Trichostrongylidae. The record is from the annotation of a GenBank genome assembly.